UUUGACGUACUAAAUUUCAACGUUUCCUGCCUUCACUUACCACGAAGCCCCUGUCGUCUAUUUAUACCCUCGACUUCCCACCUCUGUUUCCUCCAGCUUCUAUCCGAGACUCACCCUCACCUCAAAAACAAUUCCGGAUUCCCCGCGAAUACCCUUCAACAGAUCCUCAAAAUGUCUGCAACGAUGCUCACUUUCCAGAGCAACGAUGGGGUUGAGAUCACUAUCGCCCGCGAUGUUGCCGAACGCUCUGUUCUGAUUAAGAACAUGCUCGAGGAUCUUGGUGAUACGGAUGAAGCCAUCCCUAUCCCCAAUGUCAAUGAAGCUGUCCUGAGGAAGGUCAUUGAAUGGUGCGAGCACCACAAGGGCGACCCCCCCAGCACCGGUGACGACGACGACUCGCGCCGUAAGACCACUGACAUCGAUGAGUGGGAUCAGAAGUUCAUGCAGGUCGAUCAAGAGAUGCUGUUCGAAAUUAUCUUGGCCGCGAACUACCUCGAUAUCAAGGGUCUGCUGGAUGUUGGCUGCAAGACCGUCGCCAACAUGAUCAAGGGCAAGUCUCCCGAAGAGAUUCGCAAGACUUUCAACAUUCAGAAUGAUUUCACUCCUGAGGAGGAGGACCAGAUCCGCCGGGAGAACGAGUGGGCUGAAGAUCGCUAAAUUGGUGUCACUGGUCAGCGGCGCUGCAUAUCUUCUAAGGAUCGCAGGCUCGCUAUGGGAAAUGUGGUCUCCGUGAAGAUAAGCAUCCUCAACGAUGUUUUGGCCUGAUACACCUUAUAUGCUCUCCAGUUGCUGCAGUUCCCGGCGUUCGGUUCUCGCUUUUUCAUGUCAGCGCAUGGUUGUUUUUGUUUCCUUUUUGUCCUACUGGUCCUGGACCAUUGUCUAGAGGCAACAGUGGGAUAUAUCUUAAUCAAGUAGCUGAAAUACAAACUUUACUAUGA
This is a messenger RNA of Aspergillus uvarum CBS 121591, 938 nucleotides long. It is a transcript of the gene skpA, whose product is annotated as SCF ubiquitin ligase subunit skpA. The transcript has 5 exons. Gene Ontology annotation, cellular component: nucleus; cytoplasm. The record is from RefSeq and is a predicted model, not a curated record. Gene Ontology annotation, biological process: SCF-dependent proteasomal ubiquitin-dependent protein catabolic process; mitotic cell cycle. Lineage: Eukaryota; Fungi; Ascomycota; Eurotiomycetes; Eurotiales; Aspergillaceae. Bases 172 to 657 code for a protein of 161 amino acids. Gene Ontology annotation, molecular function: cullin family protein binding.